This is a messenger RNA of Salvia hispanica, 775 nucleotides long. NCBI's taxonomy places the organism in Eukaryota, Viridiplantae, Streptophyta, Magnoliopsida, Lamiales, Lamiaceae. The record is from RefSeq and is a predicted model, not a curated record.
CCUGGUCUUGCAAAAGGUGACGGAGUACUACUAAAUGUAAUUCAAUAUUGAAUGAAUUAGGAGCUACAAAAAUGGUUUUGUAUGGCACGAUUUGUCGGAGGAUGAUCUCAUCAUUCCGCGCACGGUCACGACUACAUUCUCAAAGGUUCCUAACAUCCGCUCAAGAUUACACUCGCCGCCGCAACCAAUCCUGCAGCUCCAUCGACUUCGACUCCAAAUCAGCCGACGUCUCUACACAGACACACCGUCGGAUAAGGAUUCGAGCCCCGAGACGCUGCGCACGGGGCAGGUGAGGCCUCGGCAUCAUCACGUCCAGGGGAUGGUGAGGGGAGCCAAACUGGGUGUGGAGGAGAAGGACUACUUCAGCGGCACCAUAGUGGAGACAAACAAACGGGAAUUUCCUGCUCUCAAACCAUCUUCUUCUUACAAUGCACACCGGUCCCUAAAUUUGGAAGUUGCAGAGAAAGAGAUGGAAAAGCUGAAAGCGAAAUGCAUACCUAUUAAAACAAAGGCACACUCAUCCACCAAAAAAGAAGGCAGUCUUAGUAGUACGACUGAUGGUUAUGCCUAACAAUAAGGUAGGUAGUAAAAUUUGGCAAAUUUUUAUUGCGGUAAUUAAUUUGUCAUUUUCCAUAUUCACCACCAGAUUCUAGUUUUGUAUUUUACACACUACGUUAACAAAUUUAAUGUAAUUAUAACGUGGCCCCAACAUGUAGUGAAAGCUAUCUGAUAUAUCUAGAGAGAGAAAGAGAGUGGUGUGAAGAGAAUGUUUUUU